Lachancea mirantina is the source of this 1877-nucleotide messenger RNA. NCBI's taxonomy places the organism in Eukaryota, Fungi, Ascomycota, Saccharomycetes, Saccharomycetales, Saccharomycetaceae. The record is from the annotation of a GenBank genome assembly.
AUGAAAAACGACCCGCAGGAGCAAGCGCCGUUCAGAUCCGGUUCGCCACGGAGCAAUUUCUCGGAUAAUGUAGAGAUUGACGAGCAGCCCAGAAUCUUGGCGGAUGAACACAAGGAAGGAAAUCGGGGUCUGCCAAGCCAAGGGCUAAGUUUUAAGCAGGACAUCUCGGAAGGUGCGAACGAUGAAGACAGCGCGGAUGGUCAGCCAGGAAAACAAGAUCUGAGCUCCGAGAGCGAGCAGGAAGUGCCGUACUCGCGCUUCGGGCGCCGCGAAAAAUUCCUGCUCGUCAUCCUUUGCGCCUCAAGCGGGCUUUUCUCCACGAUAGCGGCCCCGAUAUACUAUCCGGCCUUGACGACGAUCGAAAAUGAAUUUCAUGUUUCGUCAGAGCUUGUGAACAUCUCCAUAGUGGUCUAUUUUCUGCUACAGGGUCUUGCGCCGACGCUUAUGGGUGGACUGGCAGACAGCUUCGGAAGACGACCCGUUGUUUUGUGGUCCCUAGCAGUCUACAUGGCUGCGUGCAUAGGUCUGGCUCGCACGAAGACGUUUGCCGAGAUCCUGGUUCUGCGUUGUAUCCAAAGCGCAGGCAUAUCGCCUGUUGUCGCCGUUAAUAGCGGGAUCAUGGGCGACGUGACCACCAAGGCUGAAAGAGGCGGCUACGUGGGACUCACAUCGGGGUUUCAAAUUCUGGGCAAUGCGUUUGGGGCCCUCAUUGGCGCUGGACUCCUGGCCACCUGGAACUGGCGGGCUAUCUUUUGGUUUUUGGCCAUUGGCUCGGGCGUGAAUCUUAUCGUCGCAGGUAUCCUGUUGCCCGAAACUAAGAGAACCAUCGUUGGCAAUGGAUCGAUCGAGCCCUCGAAAAUGAUCUGCAAAUCUCCGUUUAUCCUGUUCCCACCUGUAAGACGGGUGCUGCACUUAGAGCAGCCAGAUCUUGAAAGUCAAGCUCCGCGCGAGAAAUUGAACCUUUUAGCACCUUUGGAGAUCUUCCGCAGACCUGAAGUUGCGCUGAUGCUAUUUUUGACAGGCUUGCAGUUUUCGCUAUGGACCUGCCAGCUCCCGCGCUCUCUUCGACGCUCCAGAAUGACUAUCAUCUUUCAAUUGCAAAAGUCGGCCUUUCAUACUUGCCUAGCGGUAUUUGUACCCUCAUCAGCAUCUUGGGCGCGGGUCGUCUUUUAAACUGGAAUUAUCGGCGCAGAUUAAGGAUGCAUGAGGAGUGGAUAAACCGUGUCCAAGAGCAACUGCUGAAAGAGAAUGAUUACGACGCUGCAGUUGUUGGUAAUAUCUUGGCAACCAACUCGAAGUAUUUUUUCAACAUCUUCCGCGUGCGCCUCGAGAUAAUUUACGUACCACUUCCUUUAAGCGGUGCAGGUUUCAUAGCCUUUGGAUGGUGCCUCUACGUGCAUGCGCCAUUGCCCGCUGUCCUAGUCAUGAGCGGGUUUGCAUCUCUGUUCUCCAAUUGCAUUAUGUCGUGUGCCCAAACCCUCGUCAUUGAUCUGUAUCCUCAUAUGGCAUCUACUGCCAGCGCAUGUGUCAAUUUCUCCAGAUGUAUUAUGGCUGCUAUAUUUGUCGCAUGUCUCGACAAAAUGCUGAAAGCCAUGACGGUUGGCGGCACAUUCACUUUCAUGGCUUCUCUAUGCAUGGCUUCGACAUUCGUGCUCUGGAUACCGAUCAAAUACGGUAUGGAACUUGAGUAUCAAAGGAAACUGAAAAGUGAAGCUCGGAAAACACAAAAACUUGACAGUGAACAUAAUCCCGAUAUAGAGUCGCAAGCCUCUCCACAUCUGCGAAAUCAGUCGAGUUCCUCUUCCCCUGGUUUCUCCAAUAAUGAUAGAAAUUUGUUGAGAAACAUCUCAACGGCAUCAAGCGUCCCGCCACUGUGA